This is a messenger RNA of Eruca vesicaria subsp. sativa (arugula), 693 nucleotides long. The record is from the annotation of a GenBank genome assembly. NCBI's taxonomy places the organism in Eukaryota, Viridiplantae, Streptophyta, Magnoliopsida, Brassicales, Brassicaceae.
GGCAGCAAUUCCCAUUUUACAACGAGAUCCAGUCCAUUUUCACAGCAAGAAUGCAAAGAAUGUUGUGGUCAAAACCAAGAACUUCUACGAAGAGAAAACAUGAUCAGUUUUCAUCCGACGAAGAAGAUGUUGAGGAGCUAAAUCAAAACAUAAACGAGGAACUAUUGUCUUUUGUCGAGACACACAAGAAAGGUGCAGAAGUGAUUACUACUACUAGUACUUCUACUAAUCCAAAAAAACGUGCGAAAAAAGGAAAAUGCAUUACAGGAGCUGAAACCGCGGGUAGUACAUUGAAAGAAAUGUUAGAGGACUUUAUGAGGCAAACGUUGAAGAUGGAGAAAGAAUGGAGAGAUGCAUGGGAGAUGAAGGAGAGAGAGAGGGAGAAGAGAGAGAAAGAGUGGCGGAGGAGAAUGGCGGAGCUAGAGGAGGACAGAGCCGCCGCGGAGAGGAGGUGGAUGGAGAGAGAGGAUGAGAGACGGCUAAGAGAAGAAACUAGGGCUCAGAAGAGAGAUAAUCUCAUUGAUGUCUUGCUUAAUAAGCUCAAUAGAGAUCACGAUUAUGAUCAACAGCAAGGCUUCUAAAUUUUUAUUUUAUUUCAGCAUGGGUUAAUUAGCGCUAGUUUCUUAAUUAGUUACUUAUAUCUCUAACUAAUUUUUGUUUUCUUUAUAUGAGUAACUGGGAGUUGAAAACGAG